Sesamum indicum (sesame) is the source of this 1943-nucleotide messenger RNA. RefSeq lists its product as uncharacterized. The record is from RefSeq and is a predicted model, not a curated record. NCBI's taxonomy places the organism in Eukaryota, Viridiplantae, Streptophyta, Magnoliopsida, Lamiales, Pedaliaceae. Gene Ontology annotation, cellular component: SAGA complex. Gene Ontology annotation, biological process: regulation of transcription by RNA polymerase II. Gene Ontology annotation, molecular function: transcription coactivator activity.
UUUCAUAUCACUCACAGAAUUUUGGCCUGAAAGCCAUAAUGAUUGGAAAGCCAAACAGAACUCCCCCACCCCCCUCCAAUUUUACAUGAAACCAAGUUUUAGAGGACCAUUAGUCGCUCACUUCUUGCUUUCUCCUUGGCUAUUUCACGCUUGUUAAAAAAACACACGUGCCUUUGACUUUCCUAUGACCUGAGAAGAAGCUUCCAAAAGGCCAGCGCUUACGCCAUAAUCUUCUUUCUCUCUCUAACACCACCACCUUCGAAGCUCGAUUAUUGUUUCUCCUCAAAUUACCAGGUUUUAUUUGUUGAAAGAAAGAAGGAAUUCGUGUCCGAUGUUUGGAGUUAGUUCUUUAAUUGAAUCAGAAUCUUGGUCCACUGCGUAUCAGUAAGUACUGUUGACCAUUCUCACUGAGGUUGACUUGUGAUGGAAACGGACAGAAAUAAGGUUUUUGUAUCAAGAAUUCGGAGACGGAUUGCUCUGAUUUUUUGUUGUGACGUGUUGGAUUACUUCUACACUUUUUGAUGGUAACAAUGAAUUUGGGAGUCAAAAUGCCAGGAGAUCGGCAUUGCCCCCGAAUUGAUAUUAUUGAGCUGAAACAUCAUAUUGAAAGGAGGGUUGGUCAUCAAAAAGCCGAGAAGUAUUUCAAUCUUCUAAGUAGAUACUUUAGUGUCCGACUUAGCAAAUCUGAGUUUGAUAAGCACUGUAUAGGGUUAUUAGGGAGAGAGAAUAUCCACCUUCACAAUGGACUUAUUCGAGCUAUUAUAAAGAAUGCUUCUAUUGCCAAGUCUCCUCCACCCAAGGAUCAAAAGGGGCAAUCUUCAUUGAAUGUGAAAGUCCUAAACGGGUAUCAAAGUAGUCUUCAGACGCUCUGCAGGGAUGUGUUUCCUCAGUCUCCGAGGAAGGGGAGGACUCCCAUCCUUCGUGAUCGCAAGUGCAAGGACCGACCAAGCCCACUUGGGCCCCACGCAAAGCCCCGUAAUGUGGCAGGUGAAGAUCCGUUGCUCAAGGUUCCCGAACAGCAGAGUGCUACUGAGUUAUUAUCUUUAGGUAGUCGACCUCCUGUGGAAGUAACAUCUGUUGAAGAGGGUGAAGAGGUAGAACAAGUUGCUGGAAGUCCAGGAAUUCAUAGUCGAAGCCCUCUUACAGCUCCUCUUGGGGUUAGUCUCCAUGCAAAAGGAAUGAGGAAAGUGUUAGCCCCUGGAUUAUCGCCCGUUAUCAAUUUGGAUACCUGCUAUAACAAUGCUGAGCUUCCUGAUACUCCUUCUUUAAAGAAGAGGUUGGAACGCGAGUUGGCGAUGAAGAGUUUAAAUGCGUCAACAUAUUGUGUCAACUUGUUAAACAAUGGGUUGGAUGUGUUCAUAAAGAGAUUACUCAAACCCUGUCUGGAUUUAGCAGCUUCACGGUCUGAAUCCAAGCUCCCAAAUAAAGUUCAUCAUCAGGCAUUUGUAAUGAAUGGAACCAGGCCCUUAACAUCUGCACAAAAAUCGUCUGUGUCUGUGUCUAUGACAGAUUUUCGAGUUGCGAUGCAGUCGAAUCCCUGGAUACUUGGAGAAGAUUGGCCUGUACAGCUUGAGAAGGUCGUGAUGCGUGCAUCAGAAGAUUGUAUGGAUGGAUAGUGUGUUAGUUGUUAUAUGACUCUGACUGUGGAGUUGCAUCUCGAUGUGGUGACUUUCGUCGUGACACUAGAAGAUAUGCUAACAGUGUUUUUCACAGAAUUCAUGUGAUCUUACGUGGUCUGAAGCUGCGGAAAAUUUUGGAUGAGGUUUCUUGGGUUGUACAUAUGUCACAGAGCUGAUUAUUUUGGGAGUUCUUACCUCAUAAAGUAUAAAGGGAUAUGGAUACUUGUAAGAUGUAGCCAUUUCAUAUAGUUCAGGUCAUCCUAGUUAAUAUUGUAUUUGGUUCAUCUCAUUGGUCUUUUAUCUGUUAAUAAAUCUUAUUUUAUG